Molecule: messenger RNA, 786 nt
Organism: Cryptosporidium muris RN66
Lineage: Eukaryota; Apicomplexa; Conoidasida; Eucoccidiorida; Cryptosporidiidae
Product: 60S ribosomal protein L8/L2, putative
Exons: 1
Coding region: 1-786 (261 amino acids)
Biological process (GO): cytoplasmic translation
Cellular component (GO): cytosolic large ribosomal subunit; ribosome
Molecular function (GO): structural constituent of ribosome; RNA binding
Source: RefSeq, a predicted model, not a curated record
AUGGGUCGAGUUAUUCGUGGUCAACGUAAGGGUGCUGGUUCCGUCUUUAAGUCGAAGGUCUCUAAGAGAAGAGGUCCAGUUAAGCUUCGUGCUCUAGACUUCAUUGAACGUCAUGGUUAUAUUAAAGGUUUAGUAAAAGAUAUAACUACUGAUCCAGGUAGAGGUUGUCCAGUAGCUCAUAUUACAUUCCGUGACCCGUACAGAUAUAAACUGCAGAAAGAGUUAAUGAUCGCAGUUGAAGGUUUACAUACUGGUCAAUUUGUGUAUUGUGGGAAGAAUGCUACAUUAUCUGUAGGUAAUAUUUUACCUGUUGGGAAGAUCCCAGAGGGUACAAUUAUUGCCUCAUGCGAGGAGAAAGCUGGAGAUCGUGGGAAGUUAGCAAGGACAUCUGGUACAUAUGCCAUUGUUGUAGGUCAAUCUGAAGAUGGCAAAAAAACUCGUAUUAGGUUACCAUCAGGGGCAAGAAAAACCAUAAACUCUCAAUCAAGAGCUAUUAUAGGUAUUGUUGCUGCUGGUGGACGUAUUGACAAACCUGUAUUAAAAGCUGGUAAUAACUACCAUAAAUACAAAGUUAAACGUAAUUGCUGGCCAAAAGUUAGAGGUGUCUCUAUGAAUCCAGUAGAUCAUCCACAUGGUGGUGGUAACCAUCAACAUAUUGGCCAUCCAUCUACUGUUUCAAGAAGUGCUCCACCAGGCCAAAAAGUUGGUCUCAUUGCUGCAAGGAGAACUGGUCUCCUCCGGGGUGGUCGUAAAACUACAAAGGAUAGGGCUGAGAAGACUGUUUGA